UCAAAACAAUCGACGGGCUGACAAAAAUGGACAAGAAAAGUUUGAAGAAGUAGAAUCUGAUAACACUUUGGUUUAAAGACAAAUUCCUUUAUUUGAUUAUGUCAAAAAGAUAAAGAAAAAUGGCCUUGAUGGGACCUAAAACCUUAACCGAGAGAACUCGGAAAAGGAAGGCGAGUGAUCCAGAUGAUGAAAAUCUGAAGUUGGUCUUAGACAGUGAAACCCUAGGCUCUAGUAAAGCAGAAUUAAAAACAAAAAAGAAAAAGCCACCUUCACCUUACUACGAUUAUACCUCACUGAGUGAAGCUGAGUCAGACACAGAGUUUAGCUGCUCAGGGAGCUCAAUUUCAAGUGAUGAAUCAGGGAACUCUAACCCAGAAAAUCAAUGGGACAGUCAGGACCUUGAGAACUUAAACAUCUUCUUUGAGAAGACACCAGAGACAUUGGAGAACUUUACCAAAGAAGUGAAGGAUGCUUUCGGGAAUAGGGAAGGUUUUUGUCCUGAUCCCAGCAGAAUGAUUGAUAUUUUGAGGAGUCAAAUGGAAGAGGAUCUGACAUUUUCUUAUGAUUUGGGAGAAGUCCGGGACAUAAGAUGUGCUUCAGCUAAAGACGUGAUAGAGGUGAGACAGGAGGUGUCUAGGAAGAUAAAGGAGGACGUCCAAAGGAUGCAGGAAAAAGCAGAGGAAUUUGAUUCAGAGAACCUAUUUUGCAGGGCGCUAGAAUCAGCUGUGGGGAAAUCUGCCCUGGAGGUCGCUGUGUUGUGUAAUUCUGCCUCGCGACACUUUGCCCGGGAGACUGAGUUACUACUUAAACUGGUGCUAAGGGAGCCUAUAUCUACAUCAAAACAAAAUGAGGGAGGGCCAGACUUAAAUUACUUCCAGAGCUUCUGUAAAGUGUUUGGAAAGAUCUUCUUUUUAAGUGAAGGUGAAUUACCUCUGGUAUCCUUUACAUUAAAUGAUUGUACUUUGAGGAAGAAGCCUGGUAUUGUCUACCCUUGGUAUUCUCAGUCCAGGGAGGAGGAACAAUUGUUUAUAACUGAGGUACAUGAAGCACCAGUUUAUCUAGGCCAAACAGACAUAAAAGACCAAGUUGGUACCAAAAUCAUGGGACAGUUUGGAAUAGAACUCAUUUGCCAAUUAAGACGCUCUGUAUUUUAUCCUAAUUGUCUUGGAGUCCUCUGCAUGGAAACAAAGUUAAUUUUUGUAUUACUGAAAGUAUCAAAGAAGCAUGCCAUCAGCCUAUAUAAAGGGCAGGAGGGUUCCACAGAAGAUCCAGGGAAGUGUAAUGGGCAGAGGGGUUCCACAGAAGAUCCAGGGAAGAUAAUGUACACAGAACCACUAGACAUACUUAAAGCCGAGGACAGGGUAAAAAUGGCUAAGCUUCUCUUCUGGUUAGGAUGUCUUCAGGAUCCGAAAAAACACCGGUUUUGUUGAUUUGUACUGUAUGUGUGAAGCAUACUUAAGAAAGUCUUACUUUCAUUUAUUUUUUCAUCAUAAAAAAAACACCAGUGUUUACCUAGCGGUCCUACUAAACAGAGUACACUAGUACAAUAGAGUACUUUAGGGUACGCUAAUAAAAUUUUAUAAUUUAAUGCACUUAAACUGCAUUUAGCAUGUUUCUCUACAGUAGUUUAACAUAAUAAACGUACAUUUUAAAUAAAAUGCACAUAUGUUUUUAAUUAGGGAAGUUAUUUUAAUUUUUUUUAUUUCAGGUUAUGGUUUAUUGAUUGAUCCCAAUGAUCCCGAUCUUAUUUAAAUUCAAAUGUUUGAAUUUUAGUGCGAAAAACUACAGUGUAUUUAAAUUUUUGAUAAAUGAAAUUUAGCUGAAAUUAAAAAGUCUGAAAGAAAAUUGUAAUCAAGAUUGGGGUGUUAACAUGUUUAUAAAACCUCUAAUGCUUUGAAUCAUGAAUAUUGCUUUCUUGUCAAAGUAUCGCUAAAAAUACAAAAAUGUGGGACAAUAUUAUUUUAAAGGUUGUAUAUAGAUAAAUCAACAGUCUAAUUAUAUUAAAAUGCACGAUUUUCUAGUGUACUCUGAAGACUCUAUCACAUUCUAGCGUACUCUGUUUAGUAGUACCUCAGUUUUGUUGAUUUAUACCAAAAAAAAAAAGUGAAACAUAUGACAGCCGUCACUAUUUUAUUGUCCCAAAAACUUGGUUUGUUGAUACAUACUGUGUACAGUAUAUGUUAAACAUGCUUUAGGCAGCCUUUCUUUAUUUCAUCAUCCUAAAAAACACCGGUUUUGUUGAUAUAUAUAUAUAUACUGUAUAUGUUAAACCCAUUUUAUAUGGCAGCUGUUCAUUAUUUCAUCAUAGUGUAAAAGAGAAAUUUAUGUUAAUUAUGUUAUAAUAUAAAUAUAUGUUGAAAAUUAAAGAGGUAUUAACCUUAACCUUGAUUAUAUUUAUUUAAUUAAUAAAAUAAUUUCAUGUAAUAAAUUCUACAAGUGCUUUAUAAGGUCACCUAAGUAAACUCAGGUGACCUAUUGCUAUUCGUUUUCAUUCGCCCUCAUGCGUGGUUCCUCAAGUGUUAACAUUUAAACAUUUCAGCUUCUUCUCUGAAAAGGCUGAACCAAUUUCAACAGAUUUUGGCAUAUAACAUCUAUAGGUGAAGGGGAACAAAAAUUGUGAAUUUCAUGGUCUAUGGGGCCUGGGGGUUGGGCCAAAUCCACUAACUUUAGUGCAAUAUUUAAAACUCUUCUUUUUUACUCCUGGACAUAAAGCAUUCAAACUGUUGGUUUGAUUGUAAUCAGCAUUGUGUCCUCUAGCAAAAUUGUGAAAUUCAUGGCCGCAUGGUCAGGGGUUGUAGUGCUAAGGUAGGGCUAUUUAUAUUAUGUAGUGAAAAGGCACUAUAAUUUCUUUGAAAAUCUUCUUCUCUGCUCCUGAGUAUUAAAUAAUAAUGAGCAAGUUAUGAUGAGCAA
Molecule: messenger RNA, 2910 nt
Organism: Saccostrea cuccullata (small rock oyster)
Lineage: Eukaryota; Metazoa; Mollusca; Bivalvia; Ostreida; Ostreidae
Exons: 7
Coding region: 120-1430 (436 amino acids)
Source: RefSeq, a predicted model, not a curated record